CGAGAGACGGUGCCGCCUGCGGGUGCUGGACAUGACGGGUCUCCAGGAUGAUGACAUCGACCGUGGCCCGGAGGGGAUGAGCCUGUGGUCCGGCACGGUGGCGUUGGCCAAAGCCUGCAUCGAGGUCUCCAAACACCAAAACGAGUGCCUGAAACGCGGCUCCAAGCGGCGUAAAGGUCCCUCUGGUGCCUCAGCAGCUCCGCAACCCAUCGGCGUGGAGGUCCGCACCGAUCUCUUCGUCAACGGCACGUCCUACGGUGUCCUGCGGGAUGCCCUGCAGACCAGCACCGCCGGCCCCUUGCUCCUCAAAUGCCGGGAUUUCCACGCCGAGGAGCUCUCCGUCGCCAGCACCGUGAGUUUGCUGGAGUCCUUGGAGCCCACUGGCGUGCGGCGGGUGGAUCUGCGCUUCAACAACCUGGGGUUGGCUGGUCUCUGCGCGGUUUUGCCUCACCUCACCAGAUUCACCGAUCUCCUCAGCCUCAAGCUGCCCUACAGCAACGUUGACGUGCGGUGGCUCGCAGGGACGUAUGCCGGCCUCCGGCACCUCGCUGCGCAGCUGGGGAGGCUGCCCUGCCUCAAGGAGCUCAACUUGGGUUCCUCCAGGCUUUCGGGGAAACUGAGGCAACUUCUCGGUGACCUGCAGGCUCCCCUGGAAAGCCUGGAACUCGCCUUCUGCUACCUCCUUCCUGGCGACCUCGCCUUCCUUUCCCAAAGUUUCCAUGCUCCGGCGCUGAAGAAGUUGGAUCUCAGCGGCCACGAUUUUUCCGAGAAUCUUUUCCAACCUCUCCGGCAUCUCCUGGAGGAGACCUCGGCCUCUCUCCUCCACCUGGACCUCAUGGAGUGCCGGCUGAAAACGGACGUCCGGCUGGAGGCUCUGCUGCCAGCGCUUUGCCGUUGCUCCCGCCUCCGCUGCCUGGGACUUUUCGGUAACCCCCUCUCCACGCCGGGACUCAAGGCCUUGUUACGGCAAACCGUGGUUCUCCCGGAUUUACGCCUGGUCGUCUACCCUUACCCCGUGGACUGCUACAGCCGGGAGUCGCCCCGGCCACCCUCCGCCUCCGGCCGGCUCUUCGACGACGCGGCGGCUGAGGAACGUUUUGCUGCGGUGAGCGCCGAGCUGUGCCGGAUGCUGGUGAGCUCUGGCAGAGCUGACACUGUCUGGACCGCCAGUCUCUGCCGGCACGGUGCCCUCGACUACUUUGCCUUGUAG
Cariama cristata (Red-legged seriema) is the source of this 1210-nucleotide messenger RNA. RefSeq names its product leucine-rich repeat-containing protein 14-like. The record is from RefSeq and is a predicted model, not a curated record. Lineage: Eukaryota; Metazoa; Chordata; Aves; Cariamiformes; Cariamidae. Gene Ontology annotation, cellular component: cytoplasm.